AUGUCUCAACCUUCUUCGGUUCCCAAGAUUCUCCUCCACCAUGCGGUGGAGAGUCGUGAUAAGGUGGCCUUCUCAGGCUCAGGCUGGGCAAUCACUUAUAGUGACCUCGAAAAACGAACCAGGCGCGUAGCAGCAAAUAUGGUGCGUGCCGGAAUAGGAAGGGGAGAUUUCGUAGCAAUUGUGCUGGGCCGAUGCCUUGAGGCUGUCGAGUCCGUGCUUGCAGUUACCAGAGCAGGUGCGGUGGGAGUUCCCCUAGAUCCGCGCUCACCGUCACCAGAACUGGCCAAGAUUCUUGAGCACAGUGGUGCGCGAACGAUCAUCACGGAUACACGACACUGCACUACAGUGUGCGCGGCUGCUGCAAAAGGAAGCAUGAUCAUUAUGACCACCCCAGCCCCUUAUGCGAACAUGAUAGAAGGAGAAUUUAGGACUGUGCAAUAUCAGGACUGGGCCGAAGAUGACGAGUGUGUGACCUCGCACAUCAAGCUGGACGACCUCAGUGAGGAUGAGGCAGCAUUUCUGCACUAUACUUCCGGAACAACAAGCUUACCCAAAGGGGUGUUGUCAAGCCAGAGAAGUGUUCUAUGGAACGCCAACAACGUUGCUUCGGUCUUUGGCUUGACAUCCGACGAUAGGUUCUUUUGGCCUCUUCCACUGUUUCAUAUCCUUGGCCAUUCGUUGUGCAUCACAGCCACCGUGGUAAUGGGUGCCAGUGCCCAUCUUUCCGACCCCGAUCAAACGCUGUCAGAAAACCUUUCGGUGAAGGGGGUUGAAGAAACAACGAUCAUAGUGGGUGCGCCAGCCACUUUCCAUGAGCUUGUCGCAGCGAAGAUCACGUUACCGUCUUCUCUUAAAUUGCCCAGAUUACGAUCAUGCAUGAGUGCAGGAUCCGCGGUACCUAAGUCUCUAUGCAUCCAGGUCCAAGAAUCUUUUGGUGUGCUACUUUUGAAUAAUUAUGGGUGCACGGAGACCUGCGGCGCUAUUGGCAUCAGCUGGCCAGGUGAUGUGUAUCGACAGCAUGGGAGCGUAAUACCACUCCCUGAAUGGGAGAUCAAACUGAUAGAUCAAGACGGAAACCAGGUCCGCGAUGGUGAACAAGGUGAAGUACGGGUACGCGGCCCUGGUCUGAUGCUUAAAUACUACAAAGAGACCCAGACGCCCUUCACGGAAGACGGCUGGUUUCCAACCGGUGAUAUAGGGGUCCUGUCAUGCUCACAUACUGAGAAGGAGUUGACUCUGGUUGGCCGGAAAAAGGAAUUGAUUAUCCGAGGGGGUGAAAAUAUCCAACCCGCCGAACUGGAGGAAGUCUUGCUACAAUAUCCUGGUGUGGCCGAUGUUGUUGUUUCUGGCAUCCUGCAUCAACUGCUUGGAGAGACGCCUGGCGCCUUCAUUGUCAAGAGUUCUCCGGACCUUGACCUCGACUUAUCGGCCUUGCUCGCUGUAUGCCGAGAAGCUCUGCCAGAUUAUAAAGUACCCACAACAUUUUAUGAGAUCGAUUCUGUACCUCGAACCCUCUUGGGUAAACCGAGACGAUUGGAAGCGGCUUCAUCUACGAGUAGACCACUCACUGUUCGCUCCAAGUUGCAGUCACGAACCUCUGUCGAGGCAUUAGUGCUCGCGGAAACGGCCGCAGCAUGUGGUGUGCAAGCUCAACCAGGGGAGAGCGAUUCAGACCCGGAAUGGCUUCGUAGCUAUUUUGACCAACCAUUUUACUUUCUCGGCCUAACUUCCAUGGCCGGUGUGGUUCUUCGAGAUCGACUUGCCAGCCUCACUGGCUUGUUCAACCUACCAAACACCCUGGUGUUUGACUACUCUACGCCGGCGGCAGUAAGCGAGUACCUUUGCAGCCGCCUUUCGGAGCUCGAAUCGCCAUCGCCACGUAGAUCGCAACCCAGUACGACCGUGCAAAGCACCUCCGAGCCAAUCGCAAUCAUCUCCAUGGCCUGUAGAUAUCCUGGAGGUAUCUCUUCGCCUGAUGACUUGUGGCAACUCGUCUCGGAUGAGGUAGACGCGACGAGUGACUUCCCAGACGAUCGUGGGUGGAAUGUCGAUGACUUGUACAGCACUGACCCAACCGCGCCUUUCACCUCAACAACGAAGCGAGGUGGUUUCCUCCCCGACUUUGCCGACUUUGAUGCAGGCCUCUUUGGUAUGGCACCACGGGAGGCACUCGCCACUGAUCCCCAGCAGCGACUAUUGCUGGAGACUACGUGGGAACUAGCCGAGCGAGGAGGAAUUGCUCCGUUAUCGCUGAAGGGUACCCAAACUGGUUGCUUUGUCGGCAUUCUAUACGAUGAUUAUGAAGCGAAUGGCUUUGGUAAUGUCGCACAGUCUCUACGAAAUGGAGAGUGUACACUUGCCAUUGCAGGAGGUGUGACAACCAUGGCGAGUCCUAGGCCAUUUACCAUGUUCAGCAAGCGAAGAGGCCUUUCUGCAGAUGGAAGAUGCCGAACAUACUCAAAUGAUGCGGCCGGUACUGGCUGGUCCGAGGGAGUAGGCCUGAUUAUGCUCGAGAAGCUGUCGGACGCCAAGCGCAACGGUCAUCGUAUUCUUGGUCUGAUCCGUGGCUCUGCAGUUAACUCGGAUGGCACAUCGAACGGCCUGACGGCUCCAAACGGUUCUGCGCAGCAGAUGUGUAUCCAAAGUGCUCUGGCCCAAGCGAGGCUAUCGCCGACAGAUGUAGAUGUUCUUGAAGGCCAUGGGACUGCGACGCCUCUCGGUGAUCCUAUCGAGGUACAGGCCGUAAUCAACUCUUACGGAAAUGGUACAAAUGAUGUUCAACGGUCGAAUCCAUUGCUGCUAGGCUCGAUAAAGUCCAACAUUGGCCAUACGCAAGCUGCGGCAGCCGUUGCAGGAAUUAUUAAGAUGGUACAGUCUAUACAUCAUGGUGUUGCCCCUGCGUCAUUACAUAUUCGCGAACCUUCACGGCAUAUAGAAUGGGAAGGAAGUGGCGUUGAAUUGCUUAACAAGGCUACGAAAUGGCCAACUGUGGAUAGGCCAAGACGUGCAGCGGUAUCGUCUUUUGGCAUUGGAGGCACAAACGCGCAUAUCAUUCUGGAACAACCUGAACCGGCCGACCAACCCCAUCUCUCUAUAGUCAAUAAUCGCAACAUUGCCUAUCCAUGGGUUCUAUCGGGUGCAGACGAAGGAGCUCUACGCGCCCAAGCUCAGACACUACUGACAGCCUGGCGUGGCGGCCUUGAUAACGAGGAUCCUGCCGAUAUUGCAUUUUCGCUUGCAACCGCAAGAUCUGCUCUCAAGUAUAGAGCAACGGUAAUGUAUGCAAUUGGGGAUGAAAACAGCGAUCAGAUUGAGACCGCCCUUACGGCCCUUGGCCAGGGAGAACCACACCCUGAUAUCGUGACAGGACAGAACACCACAAGCAACAAGCCACGCCUUGCAUGCCUGUUCUCAGGCCAAGGUAGCCGUAUGCCUGACAUGAACGCAAUAGAAGAGCUUCGGGCCGUCUUCCCUGUUUUCUCUCAGGCAUUCCAGGCAGCUUGCGACGAAGUGAACCAGCACCUCGAAUAUCCUUUAGAACACGCUAUCGGUGAUAGUACCCUUCUGGGUCGUACUGAUUUUGCCCAAGCCACCUUAUUCGUCUUUGAGGUGGCCAUGUACCGCCUCCUCGAGUCUUGUAACGUCCGGCCUGAUGUGGUAACUGGACAUUCGCUUGGAGAAAUUGCAGCAGCGCACGUCUCUGGAGCCCUAUCUCUUUGCGACGCAUCUAUCAUCGUCACAGCGCGAUCCAAGCUUAUGGCUGCUUUAGAUCCCAACGGUGGUAUGGCGAGCAUUUCGGCUACCGAAGAGGAAGUCGCCGAGGAACUGUUACGGUCGGAAAGCUCAGCUACUAUAGCGGUAGUGAACUCCCAGCAAUCGGUCGUGGUAUCUGGAACUCUGGAGGCUAUUAAGGCCAUCGCAGACAAGUUCACAAACGUAGGACGAAGAGCUACUGUGUUGCGGAACAUCAGGCAUGGCUUCCAUUCCCCAAUGAUGAACGGAAUUCUGGAGGACCUCGAAAAAACUCUGGUUUCGUCAAUCGAGGGAGGGAAAUCAUCAAUGAUACCACUCGUCUCGACCGUCACAGGCAAGCGAGCCAACGUAGCUCAGCUCAGCUCUCCAAAACAUUGGACGCGCCAUGUGAGCGAGCCAGUCCGCUUCGCCGAAUCCGUCAAUGAGCUCCUAUCAAGCGAACACAUCUCUAUAUUUGUGGAAGUCGGUCCCUCUGCAGUCCUCUCUCCACAUGUUCCGGGUACGGUCGCCACACAUAGCACAGUCGGCAAGCUACUGAACACACUGGGCCAGCUUUGGUCCAAAGGGGUACCAGUAGAUUGGCGCGCUGUUUUUGCUGGUACAGACGCACAUCUCGUCGAUCUGCCUGUCUACGCCUUCCAGAGGCGUAGAUACUGGCUACCAUAUACGCCACUGUUGCCAGCAGAUUCCAUGGGUGCGGUUGUAACCCGGCCUCAAACACCGGAUGCGGUUGCAUCUACACUAAAUCAUGGGGUGCUUGUCAGCGCCACAUCGAUUCCUGGCACAAACAACAUCGUGUGCUCUGGCAUACUGUCUACAGCUAGACAGCCCUGGCUUUGCGAUCACGUCAUAGGUGAACAAUCAAUCGUUCCUGCAACCGUAUUUGCCGAACUGGCCGUACGAGCUAGCCGUGAAUGUGCAGAAUCAUCUAAGUCUAAGCAGAUGAUGCUAGACGAGUUGGUUAUCAUAUCGCCGUUGGCUUUACCCUUAGGGGACGAGGAUAAUGAAAAAGAAAUGCAGAUCCAAGUCACCAUAGGAGAGCCACAGUAUGAAGGGAGUAAUAUGCGACGAAGCAUCAACGUGUUUUCUCGUCCCAACGGUGUUGCAACACAACAUGACUGGACACAGCAUGCGACUGGCGCACUGAAGUUAACACCGUCACCAAGUCUGGGAGAAGCCUUGGUGUCAACUAACGGCACAUCUCCCAUAGGGGUAGACUCCGAGGUUGAUGUUUCCAAGGCAUAUGCGCUCCUGGAUGACAUAGGCAUCAGCUAUGGGCCAGCUUUCCAGGGUGUACGUGCCAUCUGGCGUCAGAAUAAUAGUGAGCUAUUGGUACAGAUCGAAUUGCCUCAUGUUCACGGUCAAAAACCGGGAUUCGUCUUCCAUCCGGCCUUGCUCGACGCUGCUCUGCAUGCUCCAAUCCUCGCAGAACCAGAGAAAGUCUCUAGCCGUCACAUUCGACUGCCAUUCUCAAUGAAAGGAUUACAAGUCUUUGAUGCGCCCGGCAGUAUCUCUGGCCCAUUUAUAGCACGCAUCCGUGAUUUGAGCGAGGAGAGUCUCUCAGUCACCCUUACAAACAAAUCGACGGGUACGCUAGUUGCUGAGGUUUCUGAAGUCAUGCUACGCCCCUUCCAGCCAGCGAUUGAAGGUGACCUAUACCAUAUAAAAUGGACUGAGCUGAGUCCUACUCACGCGGAUAAACUCGGUACUGCUGAUGAGACUAUUAUUGUCCGAUGUUCUCGCAACCUUGAGACAGCAGAAAUUCCCAUCGCAGUGCGUGAUGCCGUUACAGAGGCGCUCAGUGUGGUGCAAGAUUGGCGGGCUAAGAAAACAUAUGCCUCUGCUGGCAGCCGCCUCGUGUUCAUCACUGAAAAAGCGACGUCGAUUCCUGAUAUAAAUGUGGUCAGUGCCGCUGUAUGGGGGUUUGUGCGAUCUGCCCAGGCAGAGUAUGGUGGGGAGAACAUCGUGUUAAUCGACUUGGAUGGGUCCCCUGAGUCGCAAGAGACCCUAUCCCGCGCUCUUGCUACUAAGCAGGAAGUUGUGUCCCUGCAAGGUGGAAAGAUCAUGACUCCCAUGCUAAGCAAAGAAUCCCUAGUCUCAGACACUUGCCCUUCGAGGACUCUUGAUGUCAGCGGUACGGUCCUGAUCACGGGCGGCACAGGAGGACUGGGUGUCAUACUGAGUAGACACAUUGUGCACGCCUACGGAGCAAAGAAUCUUCUUCUAGUAAGCAGAUCAGGCAUCGAGGCACCGGGAGCUCGCAAGCUCCUCGAUGAACUAAGCAGUCAAAACGCAGCAGCCGUUCGUAUCGAAGCAUGUGACGUCGGCGACCGUGCACAACUAGCCGUACUCCUAAAAAGUAAUCACGAACACCCACCCAUCACAGCCAUAAUCCACUGCGCAGGCGUGGUAGAUGAUGGAGUCUUAACCUCGCAGACAGCAGCGCGUGUAUCCCGUGUCCUGCGUCCUAAGGUUGAAGCCGCGUGGAACCUGCACCAGCUGGCGCCGGGCACGGUGCGUUCUUUCGUGCUCUACUCAUCAUUCGUCAGCGUCAUCGGAAACGAAGGGCAGGCAGCUUAUGCCGCAGGCAACUCCUUCCUCAACGCGUUGGCCCGCUUGCGUGUUUCUCAGGGGUUACCCGCCUUGUCGGUGGCUUGGGGGCCCUGGGCAAAUGAUACUGGCAUGGCCGCCGAGAAGAAACUAGCCAUCCCAAAUCUCCGCGUCGCCAAUGCUAAGCCGUUUGGUGACCAACAAGGACUGUGGCUAUUUGACAGGGCACUACAGACGCCAGAACCCGUCCUCAUACCUCUGCUGUUACGCGGACCGUUCCCAAUGGUGCUGUUGCCCGAUGCGAAAUUCAAGCAUGACAAUACGUCCACUAGAGGCGAGGCGAAGACAGCUGCGGCAUGGCAUAAGAAGCUUGCCGCAGUCUCGCCAGAGAGCCGUCAAGAUACGUUGCUAGGUCUUGUGAGAGGAGAAAUCGCUGCGGUGCUUGGAUAUCAAGGACAGGAUAUGCUCCCAGAUAAUCCGCUAUCUGACCUCGGUUUUGACUCGUUUACUUCGGUCACACUCAGUAACAGAAUGAGAGUUUUGACCGGAUUCCGUGACCUCCCUGUCACACUGGCGCUUGACUAUGACACCCCUAAGGCGUUGGUGCAACACCUCUCAGAUCGAUUAAUGGCUGAACCAGAGUUCGAAGCCGAUUUCGACGGGUACAUUUCUGAGGAGGAACCCCUUUCAAGUGAUACAGCCAGUUGCACCGGCUUAUCCAGAAAUGCAAAUGCUCUUGACGACGUAAACCCCGAAGAGUUCCGUGGGUUGGCAAGACUUCACAGGCGACUUUGCAGCCUCGAAAAGUACACUGCGGCAGCAGACUUACUGGCCUCCGCCGCGCUGGCAUUGCCAACUUUUCCGAAGGACGGGUCGAGUCUGUCGAGUUACAUGUCGGAUCCCCAGUGCCUCGCCAUCGGUCCGUCAGACUCCAACGGUGUCAAGCCUUUGCCCCUAGUAUUCAUUGCCCCGUUUUUCCCACGCAUCAAGAUCGGGGGGGUUUGGCUCAGUGUGUACAGCGCCGUGGCGGCUGCUUUGAAUGGGAAGAGAGAUGUGUUCGAGCUUCCACACCCAGAAGGUCAAGUCGUUCCGGAGGACCUUGACACGCUUGCUGAGUUGCAUGCUAGUACGAUUCGAGAACAGUUCGCCGGCAGGCCGGGGAUCAUACUCGCAGGGUAUUCCGCCGGCGGCACUGUCGCAUAUGCUGUGGCAUCCAAACUUGCUCAGGCUGGAUAUCACACUCAUCUUGCGGGUUUCGUUCUAGUUGACACAUAUCUGACCAUGACGGGACGGGGCGACCCAGACUGGUUGAAUGCUCUGCCGGCCGAGGCUCUCGUGUCGCGUCUUGGAGGCCCUAAUCUUGGCGAGCCUCAUGGUAUGGGAGGUGACAGUCCUGUGGGAGAUUUAGACCUCGCACUAACCAAGGUGGGAGGGUACUUCCGGACACUGCAGGAUUGGAACCAAAAGCUGUAUCCCCUGCCUGAUUCAUUGUCAACCCUGUUCGUGCGUGCAUCGGAUCCAUCGGAGAAGAUGCCAAAGGACCCUGAUAUAUGGCGCCCGAAAUGGCAACGAGCGAAUGUUACGGUUGAAGUCCCUGGGAGUCAUCUGGCGCUCCUUGACAAGCGAUAUGCUCCUGCUAUUGCUAUUGAGAUCCAAAGGUGGGCAAAGCAGCAAUUAGUGGAUUAG
Molecule: messenger RNA, 7989 nt
Organism: Neoarthrinium moseri
Lineage: Eukaryota; Fungi; Ascomycota; Sordariomycetes; Amphisphaeriales; Apiosporaceae
Exons: 7
Coding region: 1-7989 (2662 amino acids)
Biological process (GO): fatty acid biosynthetic process
Molecular function (GO): fatty acid synthase activity; phosphopantetheine binding
Source: RefSeq, a predicted model, not a curated record